AUGGCUAAGUCUAAGAACCAUACCGCUCACAACCAAACCAGAAAGGCCCACAGAAACGGUAUCAAGAAGCCAAAGACCUACAAGUACCCAUCUUUGAAGGGUGUUGACCCAAAGUUCAGAAGAAACCACAGACACGCUCUACGUGGUACUGCUAAGACUUUGGCUGCCGCUAAGAAAUAA
Molecule: messenger RNA, 180 nt
Organism: Nakaseomyces glabratus
Lineage: Eukaryota; Fungi; Ascomycota; Saccharomycetes; Saccharomycetales; Saccharomycetaceae
Gene: RPL29
Product: 60S ribosomal protein eL29
Biological process (GO): cytoplasmic translation
Cellular component (GO): cytosolic large ribosomal subunit; ribosome
Molecular function (GO): structural constituent of ribosome
Source: RefSeq, a predicted model, not a curated record